Molecule: messenger RNA, 1442 nt
Organism: Thecamonas trahens ATCC 50062
Lineage: Eukaryota; Apusomonadida; Apusomonadidae
Product: origin recognition complex subunit 5
Exons: 1
Coding region: 1-1410 (469 amino acids)
Biological process (GO): DNA replication; DNA replication initiation
Cellular component (GO): nuclear origin of replication recognition complex; nucleus
Molecular function (GO): DNA replication origin binding
Source: RefSeq, a predicted model, not a curated record
AUGGCACAAGGCGUCGACGAGGUGGCGCAGGCGCUGGUGGCGUCGUGGGUGGGCAGGGCAGAGGCUGGGGCAGGGCUGGAGCUGGCCUUGGCCGAGGUCGCUGCUCACUUUCCGGGCCGUGAGGAUGAGAUCGCACUGCUGGCGUCACUGUUGACGGACAGGACGUGCCCGCCGGUAUAUGUGUAUGGGAUGACGGCGACGGGCAAGACGAGCUGCGUCACUGCUGUGGCUCGGUGCCUCCAGGAGACCGGGCCGGACGAGGUGGUGGUGGCGUACGUCGACGUGCCUGCCGAGCCGGACGCCGGCUCGGUGUUGGAGCGGAUCUUGGCAGCUUUGGAAGGCCACAAGCCAACGGCGGAGAACGGCUUUGCGGCAUGUUCGCGCCCUGUUCCGGAUCUGGCGAGCUUGCUGGAGGCGCUGUCUGAGGUGGACGAGGCGGCGGUGGCGCGGCGGCACGUCGUCAUCCUGGACCACGUCGAGUCACUGCCUGCGCUCAACGGGCACAUCCUGCCGACGCUCUUUCGGCUCGACGAGCUGACCGGUCUCGACGUGGUCGUUGUGUGCAUCUCAGAAGUGGUGUGGGACAAGCUCCGGUUCCACACCGGAUGCCGCGAGCCGGUCCCGCUCUUCUUCCGGGCGUACACCAAGUCGGAGGUGCUCACCAUCUUGCCGCUGAUGUGCAAGCCGAGCGCCUCUGAGCUUGCCCUGUUCAGCACCUUUGCAGGCCUCAUGUACAACGUGUUUUACAUCUCGUGUCGCGACCUCAACGAGCUGGCGUAUGUCACCAAUCUGCUCUUCGACACCUACGCCCGCCCUGUCCGCGACGGCUCGAUCGACGCGUCGAACACGACAGGUCUGUACGACGCGCUCCGGCCGUAUCUUCAGCAGGUGCUGGACAAGGUCUAUCUCCGCGAGCUGACCGCGUCGCAGUGGAAGGCCGUCUCGACAAGCAACGACGACUUUGCGGCGUACCGCCAGUCGGCGGUCGAGCUCGAGGUUGAGCUCUCGCGCGACUCGAAGCUCCUGCUUAUCGCCGUUUACCUCGCGUCGUACAACCCGCCGAUUCUGGACAAGCGGUACUUUACCUCGACCCACGCGGUACGCGGGCGGAUCGGCAACAAGCAGGGCGAGCGCGUGGCGCAGCACCUCAUCGGCCCGCGGACUGUCGCCCUCGAACGUAUCCUCGCCAUUUUCGAGGCCAUUGUCGAGCCGGGCGAGGGCGUUCCGCUCACGCCCAACCUUCUUGUCGAGCUCACCACGCUUGUCGAGCUCGACCUGGUUCGCACACGCAAGCUCAAUCUCGACGGGCCCAAGUACAAGGCCAACGUGAGCCUCGACUUUAUCGCCGCCAUGGCCAAGUCGAUCGGCAUGGACCUCGCCCGGGUCCUGCACUCACACUGGGAACAGUAGCGCUUGAGGCAACGUACACACGAUAAGUGAAC